ACACAAAGUCGUUUAAGCGCGACUUUAAGAAUGAAUAAAAACUUCUUUAAUCCGGUGAAUGUAAACAAAUAGCGGGGAUAUAACGAUAUUGAAUUUCCGUAGAUGUAAACUCAAAUUUUGAAAGCGGUGAAAUCAAAGUGGUUAGCUGAAUUUUGUAGUAUACAUAGUAAACUUGGAGUAUAUAUAGUGAACGGAAUUUUUUGUUCAAAGUGAUUAACAACAUAUAAAUUGCGAAAUACAUGAAAAUUAUAGAAAAUAGUUUUAUUUCUUGAUUAGCGUCCAAGUUGUUAAAUAGGUUAUUACCUCUAAUCGUGACAUUAGAAAGUUAGAAAGGCUUUAGAAUUGUGUUUAAUAAUAGGGGUAAAGAGUAUGCAGCAAUCAUUGUUAUUGUUUUUGUUGAUGUUUGGACUUGUUUUUUCCGAUCAUAAAGAUGAUGAUAUUCCAACAUAUUUCAUGAAUGAACACUGCGGGAAGAGCAUCAAUUUACGCCGGAGGUCCAUUUUCUCCGCCGUGGUGGAACUAAUUCCAUCAUAUACAUUUAACAACCAAACCAGUCGUGUGGAAAAUGUAUUUGGAGGGAACAGCAUGUAUAGCAGAAACAUCGCCGACUGUGUUCUCAGUUUUGAGUCGUGGAGUUUCCAGAACAGACUUAUGGUGCAUUUUGAAAACUUUAUCACAUUGGACUCGGAUAAAGGGUGUUCUAGCACAAUGUUUGACGUUUUUGACGGACCAUCUGAAGAUUCACCAAGAGUUACUGAAUUUCCAAAUAUGUGCAGUACCCCAGAAAAUCUUUUCACGAGGUCAUUUGUAACAACUGAUAAGCACAUGACAUUGCGUUUCCGUGGUAACUACACGGUGCAAAGAGACACGUCGAUAAGGGUCAUCAUAGUGUCCUUUCAUGGAGGCACUUGCAGAUCAUAUGAGCACCAGUGUUCAAACGGACGCUGCAUAAUGGAAGACCUUGUUUGCAACGGGCACAACCCAUGUGGUGAUUAUUCCGACUGUCUCACAACAGUGUCACCACAAGAGGUCGCUGUACCAAAGAAUGACCACGUGACUUUGGCCGCCAUUAUUGCAUCUUCUGCAACUCUUCUUGUAGUUGUUGUCCUAGCAAUAAUUGUGUACAAGUGUUACCAGGCACGUCAUAAACAUACGCGUCUACACUAUCAAAACCAGUAUGAAAAUGUGAAUCGCAGAACGCCAGUCCGUGAAAACAUUAGUGUACCACAGCCAUCUUACGAGAGAACUAUUAGUCAACUUGAGUCAGAUAGACGUUUUGCCCCGCCAAGCUAUUCACAACUUCCGGUUUUAGAAAAUCAAAAUGAAAUAGAAGAGACGGAAGUGACGACAGACACAGAAGAGACGCUACCGAAUGAGAUAAAUUUAGAUAAAUGUUUAGAGACAGACGGAAAUAAUCCACCGCCAUACGCAUGUGUUAUGUUAUAUCAAGAGGCUUUUCAUGUGUCUGAACAGAACAUUCAUAAAUUAACGAACCAACCAGUUGAAGAUCUUGCCAAAACAAACAGUCUCGAAGUAGUCGAUAAUAGAAAUUCGAUAUAAUAUCGAUGCGCUUUUAUUAAAAAAAAUAGCAGGAAUGCCCCAGUUCCUAGACCAACUGUUGUAGAUGUUAACGGCAAUAUGAUGUGUAUGAAGUUAUAACAUGUCUUGGUACACAAGAUGGUCGACUUAGUCAGUGUGUAUAAUAUAUAAGCAAUGCGUUUUAACAAACAAACAAAAAAACGUGUUACAUUCGCACAGAAAUCGACACAAAGAAAGUUUCCUUUGAAAACGUAAUUUGGUUGAAAGUCAUCAAUGAAUAAUUGCUGUAUGUCGCCUGUAUGAACAAGCUAUGCAGAGUGAAUUUUAAGUGUUUUUCAAAAUUGUUUAAUUUCAGCUGUCAUCAGCCCUUUUUUCUUUGAUUUUUUCUAUUUUAACUGUAUUAAAGUGAUUCCGUCUAAAUGAAUAUCCUGAUUGCUUUGUAUGCUAAAUAAAUAAAGUUGUAUAGGCGUUACAGCUUCGACAAAAUAUUAUUUUUGCAUGAAUCUCUAAACAUUUAUAGUCGAGACCCCUUUUCACCUCUUCCAUUGGAACAAGAGGCUGUACCAUUGGAACAAGCGGCUAUAAAUACAAAUUGAUCUGGACAACUUAUUAUACUUGAAUGUUUAUAACAACGCCCACAACCCACCCUCGACAUCUAUGAGAAGAGACACAACGGUAACAGUUGUAUUGUAUCAUAGUUUGGGGACCUUUCUGUUGAAAAAGUGUCAGAGUUAAAUCGUAUACAUAUACAUGCACAGUGCGGUAACUGGAGUGCAGGUAUCAGUUACCCGCACUCCAGAUAAUGCCCGUUGAUUGGUUAAUUUUUGCUGGGGUUUACUUAUUGUGACGGCAGAGAAAGGGAAAGGGGCAGAAAUAUCAUAUUCAAAUGCUCGUUCAUUGGUUAUUUUUUUCUGGGGUUUCAUAUUAUGACAACAGGGAACGUGCUGUCAUGUUUGACUAUGAUACAAAAGAGAAAGAUCACCAAAACACUCGGCAAUCUGAUUUAUACUCUGGGACUACGCCCCCUCGUACAAAUCAGAUAGCCUCGUGUUUUGGUGCUCUUUCUAUUACUUAUUUGACAUUGUUUAUAAUUUAUAUUGUGUUCAGCGUUACAUGUAUAUAUGAGUGACCUUCCUGUUACACUGAUCGGGAGGAACAGGGACUUUUAAUCGCAGCACAUUGCACUUAAUUUAUCAUUUAGGUUUGUGAGACUUGAUCUAUCGUUAUUUCACGUAGUUAAAGAAUAUACUGCAUGUUAACUAAUAACUUUAAACUGCCAAUUACACAUAUUUGUAAAAAGACACGGCAUUUCAGUUAAGAAAAUACGGAUCAAUUUCACGGAUAUACAAUAGAUCGCAAGCAUUCAGAUUUAUAUUGUAUUUCCGCGAAAUUGAUUCAAACUGCUGAUUAAUAUUUUACAAUUCAAGCCUUUAUUUGAUUCAGACUGCACCAUCACUCGUAACCAGAAUAUGACUUAUUAAAUUAAGAAAGAUUACAUGCAGUUUAAUUCUGUAGAAGUUUGGUCAUAUUAUUUAUUUUUAUUAAAUUUGCAUCAAUAAAUUACAAAUUACACUGUGUUCAUCCAUUCUCUAUGUCUUUUGUACAAUAAAAGUAAUGAAAAGUU
This is a messenger RNA of Ruditapes philippinarum (Manila clam), 3163 nucleotides long. RefSeq lists its product as uncharacterized. The record is from RefSeq and is a predicted model, not a curated record. Gene Ontology annotation, molecular function: protein binding. NCBI's taxonomy places the organism in Eukaryota, Metazoa, Mollusca, Bivalvia, Venerida, Veneridae. The transcript has 5 exons. Bases 370 to 1560 code for a protein of 396 amino acids.